AUGCCCCGAAAUGAUGACGUUCACUUCAUUUCCACCUCUCUCAAACUCCCUCUUUUCUCGCCGCAUCCUCACCCUCAACCUUCUACCCCCUUCUUCUCUUCCCUCCAGUUCAGCUCACACAGAAAAUUCCCCAAGAUACCCUUCAAUUUCAAUUUCAACCACAUCAAUUCCCUCUUCCAAUUCGUGAAAACCCCGUUUUUAAAUUGUAAUGUCGAAAAACCCAACGAUGAAUUUAACCAUUUCGGUUCUAUACCAUCAAACGCCGCACUCUUUUGCUGUUCUUCAUUGUCUUUAACCGAUUCUGACUAUGGGCCUCCGUCGAAAGGUAAUGAUGACUCGGGGUUGAUGAUUCAGUCGAAGGCUCAGAAUGUGAGUAGUAGUCGGCCGGGGGCAGAGGAGAGGGUUUUGAUUAGUGAAGUUCUGGUGAGGAACAAGGAUGGGGAGGAGCUUGAGAGGAAGGAUUUGGAGAAUGAGGUACUGAAUGCAUUAAAAGCUUCGCGGGCAAAUUCAGCGCUCACAGUGCGUGAGGUACAGGAAGACGUGCACAGGAUUAUUGCAAGUGGGUACUUCUUUUCUUGUAUGCCGGUGGCUGUGGACACCCGUGAUGGCAUUCGCUUGGUUUUUCAGGUGGAACCAAACCAAGAGUUUCAAGGAUUGGUAUGCGAAGGAGCUAAUGUUCUACCAUCAAAGUUUAUCGAGGAUGCAUUUCGGGAUGGAUAUGGAAAAGUGGUUAACAUCAGGCGCUUAGAUGAAGUUAUAAGCUCCAUUAAUAGUUGGUACAUGGAGCGGGGUCUUUUUGGUAUGGUUUCGGAUGCGGAGAUUCUUUCUGGAGGUAUUAUUAAGUUACAGGUUUCAGAAGCAGAAGUCAAUAAUAUAAACAUACGUUUUCUUGAUAGGACUGGUGAGCCAACUAUUGGGAAAACAAGGCCAGAAACUAUAAUUCGGCAACUCACCACGAAGAAGGGACAGGUCUACAGUAUGAUUCAAGGGAAAAGAGACGUGGAUACAGUAUUAGCAAUGGGUAUAAUGGACGAUGUUAGUAUUAUUCCUCAGCCAGCUGGAGAAACUGACAAGGUUGAUUUGACAAUGAAUGUUGUCGAGCGUAAAAGUGGAGGAGGAAUUUCUGGUGGUGGAGGAAUUUCAAGUGGAAUAACAAAUGGACCUCUAGCUGGACUAAUUGGAAGCAUUGCUAUUUAUCAUAAAAAUCUGUUUGGGAGGAACCAAAAGCUUAAUCUUUCAUUGGAGAGGGGACAGAUUGAUUCAAUAUUCAGGAUAAACUACACUGAUCCUUGGAUUGAAGGAGAUGAUAAGAGGACAUCAAGAGCAAUCACAAUUCAGAACUCAAGAACCCCCGGAACACAUGUUCAUGGAAACCAGCCCAACAAUAAUAGUCUGACUAUAGGACGUAUUACGGCUGGAAUUGAAUACAGCCGGCCAUUCAGGCCAAAGUGGAAUGGAACGGCUGGACUUAUUUUUCAGCGUGCUGGGGCUCGUGAUGAUAAGGGAGAUCCUAUUAUAAGGGAUUUCUAUGGCAGCCCGCUUACGGCAAGUGGAAAUACUCAUGAUGAUAUGCUACUUGCUAAACUUGAGACAGUAUAUACUAGUUCGGGUGACCCUAGUUCUUCAAUGUUAGUGUUCAACAUAGAUCAGGGUAUCCCUAUCUUGCCAGAAUGGCUAAUUUUUAACAGAGUGAAUGCUCGCACCAGGCAGGGUUGGGUUGUUGGACCUGCAUGUCUUCUCUUUAGCUUGUCAGGUGGUCACGUCGUUGGUAAAUUUCCUCCCCAUGAAGCAUUUGCAAUUGGUGGAACCAACAGUGUGAGAGGUUAUGAAGAAGGGGCUGUAGGAUCAGGUCGGUCUUAUGUUGUUGGAAGCGGAGAAAUUUCAUUCCGCCUGAGGGGGCCAGUAGAAGGGGCUAUAUUUGCAGACUACGGAACUGAUCUUGGUUCCGGUCCAUUGGUUCCAGGUGAUCCUGCUGGGGCAAGAAAUAAGCCUGGAAGCGGAUAUGGAUAUGGAGUUGUUAUCUUCUGCCGCAGGCGCCCUGAUACCAAAGCAAUUUUGGACCGACCGACUGAAUUUAAAGAUCCUGCAAAUAUUUUCCAUAGUUUUUACGAUGAUUGCCAAAAAUGCACAUCUUCUCAAGCUUCCAAAAACAUGUAUAUCUACUGCAUGAGAAUCCCAAUGGCAGACAGGAGCAACGAAGAGCAAAUGAAGAUACUGGAGACGGAUAGCGAUAACCCGAGUCCAGCAUCCGGACGGACCGGACCUGGUGCUGGUGCCAGUCCCGGUGUUAAAUCAGCAUCCAGUGCCCUCACAGCGACGGCUGCCAGACAUAACACGACGAAGACGGUGGCAACAGGUCUUGAAAUUCCGAAAUGUGCCAUCUGA
Messenger RNA from Fraxinus pennsylvanica, 2385 nucleotides. Lineage: Eukaryota; Viridiplantae; Streptophyta; Magnoliopsida; Lamiales; Oleaceae. The record is from the annotation of a GenBank genome assembly.